GCACGUGAUGCCACUAUUUUGAUCACGUGUAGGAAAUGUAGAGGAACUGUCAGCUGAUCUUCAAAAUGGCUGUGUGCGUGGCUGUUAUUGCUAAAGAGAACUAUCCUUUAUACAUUAAAAGUAUUCCUACUGAGAAUGAGCUGAAGUUCCACUACACAGUUCACACCUCAUUGGAUGUUGUGGAUGAGAAGAUUUCAGCAACAGGAAAAGGACUUGGGGACCAGAGGGAGCUGUACUUGGGUCUUUUGUAUCCUACAGAGGAUUAUAAAGUAUAUGGAUAUGUGACGAACUCCAAGGUGAAGUUUGUUAUGGUUGUUGACUCGUCAAACACAGCCCUCAGAGAUAAUGAAAUCCGCAGUAUGUUCCGGAAGCUACAUAAUUCUUACACUGAUGUAAUGUGUAACCCAUUUUAUAAUCCUGGUGAUCCCAUACAAUCCAAAGCCUUUGACAGCAUGGUAUCCUCUAUGAUGGUGCAGCUGUGAUUGUGAUGAUUCCUACCUCCAUAUUCCUUGUAUUUAUGUUUUCUACCUGUCAACUUUCUGUAUAUACCAUUGUAUUUUUAUUAAAUUGUGUAGAGCUGAACAAGA
This is a messenger RNA of Protopterus annectens (West African lungfish), 587 nucleotides long. It is a transcript of the gene TRAPPC2L, whose product is annotated as trafficking protein particle complex subunit 2L. NCBI's taxonomy places the organism in Eukaryota, Metazoa, Chordata, Ceratodontiformes, Protopteridae. The record is from RefSeq and is a predicted model, not a curated record. The transcript is spliced from 5 exons. Bases 66 to 482 code for a protein of 138 amino acids. Gene Ontology annotation, cellular component: TRAPP complex; nucleus; cytoplasm. Gene Ontology annotation, biological process: endoplasmic reticulum to Golgi vesicle-mediated transport.